UGAAAUGUCAGAUACAUUAACAAGGCAUUUGAGAACUUACAUUAGAGAAAGAGUGACUAACCAAUCAAUGAGAGGUAGAAUUACAAGAAAUCGAGAAUGGGGACUUGGAUUAACACUUUUAGAUCGAGAUAAUCAAAUACAAUUAUUCAUCCCACUGGAAAGAGUUCUUGAUGCUGAGCAAGCUGAUGAUGCGGAGGAAGAAGAAGUAAGUGACACUGAAUCAAGUGAAUAUGAGGAACCUGUUAAUCAAAAUGUGAGAAAUUCAACACCAAAUGAUAAUAACAGAGAAAUUUUAGUAAAUGAAAUGGAAAGUGAAGGCGAAAGUGAAAGUGACAUCAAUGAACGUGAUACUGAGGAAGGUUCAGAAGAAACUGAGCGUUUAAUAUAUCGAACAAGACUUGAAGAGAGACUUGCAAAUCUUUACAAUAAGGAGACUGCGUUCUUUCGAGUAAUAAGGACGCGAGAUGAAUAUGAAAAAGGACUGCCAUCUGGUGUUGAACAUAAAAUUCCAGCGGCUGCCUCAACCCAUAAAUUUUUACUUCUAAGAACAGCAAACUUUGUUCGACUUUCUGAUCUUUCAAGGAUGGCAAUGGCUUUUCCAGACAUGAAGUCGAAGGAUGCACGGAUUGCAACUUUUGCAAGUCAUGAUGGACAUGUAAUUAAAGAAAUAACCCCAGAAAAAUAUGCAGAAGCGGGUUUCUUUUCUUACGGUGAACAUGAUGCAGUAACAUGUUACUAUUGCGCUGGAACAAUAGCAAAUUGGCUACCAAACGAUGAUCCUUGGAAUAUUCAUGCACAUCUUUUUCCGGAUUGUAUGUUUGUGUAUUUGAAAAGAGGCAAAAACUUCAUCAAUUUACAAGUUGCUAGAAUUCAACCUGUUUCUUCUUAUGAACCAGCAAAACCAGUCGAUGAUGACAAAUCACGUUAUGAGUGUCUUUUAAUGCAAGUGAAAAGCAAGAUAAUGUCAUUAACUUGGAAAACAAUUUUACCAAUUGCUGUUGACUCUAGUUUGAAAAUAUCGUUAGGUUUAGGUUAUAAGCCCGAUAAUGAUUUCGUUUGUGCUCGCUUCAACAUACGUCGAUAUGUUCAAAAUUUCCCAACACAAAACGGAGUAGUAGUCGCUGCCAAUGAACUCAAAGUCAUCUACAAUUAUUUCAAAGAAGUUGCUGCUGAUAAUUGCCAAGAAGAUGUGAAAUACGGUGCUUUAAUGGUAUCUCGACCAACUGUAAUCAAAGAUAAUCGUGAUGCUUCCGAUUUUGAUCAUGAAAACUUCAUCAAGAGAAUCGUUGAUAAUUAUCGUCAUCAUGCAGAGAAAAUAAUCAAUAACGUUUUGACUCCACUUGACAUCAUCGAUUACUUUGCUAAGGAUAAAUUUUUGAAUAGAGUUACUUACACAAACUCAUUAGAUGUCCAUCAUGCAAUUGAAAUUAUGAAUGAUAAAGAAUACAAAUCUUUGUUAUUGUGUUUACCUCAACUAAUAACUCGAUUUAAUGUUGAUUUUUAG
Tetranychus urticae (two-spotted spider mite) is the source of this 1504-nucleotide messenger RNA. Lineage: Eukaryota; Metazoa; Arthropoda; Arachnida; Trombidiformes; Tetranychidae. The record is from RefSeq and is a predicted model, not a curated record.